Messenger RNA from Delphinapterus leucas (beluga whale), 2151 nucleotides. RefSeq names its product leiomodin 1 (gene LMOD1). Gene Ontology annotation, biological process: muscle contraction; myofibril assembly; actin filament organization. Gene Ontology annotation, molecular function: tropomyosin binding; actin binding. Gene Ontology annotation, cellular component: myofibril; cytoskeleton; striated muscle thin filament. Lineage: Eukaryota; Metazoa; Chordata; Mammalia; Artiodactyla; Monodontidae. The record is from RefSeq and is a predicted model, not a curated record.
GCUGCUGCCCCCCGUUCACACUUGGGCACCUGCAGCAGGCAGGGCAGGGGAGCCGAGGUCCUCGACCAGCUGGGGGUCUGCUCUGUCCAGAUCGGCUCGCACCCCGUCCCGGCCCACCAGGACCUCCCCGCAGCCCUCACGAGAGCAGCAGCCCACUUUGCCAAGAUGUCCAAGGUAGCCAAGUAUCGCCGGCAGGUGAGCGAGGACCCCGACAUCGACAGCCUGCUGUCCACCCUGUCUCCUGAGGAGAUGGCGGAGCUGGAGAAGGAGCUGGACGUGGUGGACCCAGAUGGGAGCGUCCCCGUGGGGCUGCGCCAGAGGAACCAGACGGAGAAGUCGUCCACGGGCGUGUACAACCGGGAAGCCAUGCUCAACUUCUGUGAAAAGGAGACCAAGAAACUUAUCCAGAGGGAGAGGUCCAUGGAUGAGGGCAAGCAAGUGGAGACCAAGACAGAUGCCAAGAAGGGAGAGGAAAGGGGCAGAGAUGCCAGCAAAAAGCCCCUGGGCCCCAGACGGGACUCAGACCUGGGGAAGGAGCCAAAGAGGGGCGGUUUGAAGAAAAGCUUCUCAAGAGACAAGGACGAAGCUGAAAGCAAAGGCUCAGAGAGGCCCAAGGAGGAGAAGCUCAUCAGGGGCCUCGAGAAGGGCCGGGUCAGGGCCGCGGUGGACAAGAAGGAGGCCGGGAAGGAGGGGCGGGCGCAGGAGGGGACGGCAGCCCCCAGGAAGGACGAGGAGAAGCAGGGCAGUGCGAGCGGAGACAAGGGGAAGAAGGGAGAGGAGAAGAAGGAAGCAAGCCAGAGAGAGGGGGCCGAGAAGGUGAAGGGGCAGAGGAAGGACACGGACGCCCGGACGGAGGGCCAGGAGGUGGAGAGAGGGAGCAGGGACAGGGGUGCCAGGCCGGAGGACAAGAAGGCCAGAAAAGAGGAGCCCCGUCGUGCAGAGGCCCCCCGUGAAGAGACCAAGAGCCCGGCGCCAGAGAGAUCAGCCCCUGGAGCCCCCGCUGAGCCCACCGACGGGCCCGCCCAGGCUGAGGAGGAGGCGGCCCCCAGCGUCUUUGACGAGCCCCUGGAGCGGGUGAAGAGCAACGACCCGGAGGUGACCGAGCUCAACGUGAACAACUCGGACUGCAUCACCACCGAGAUCCUGGUGCGCUUCGCCGAGGCGCUGGAGUUCAACACGGCCGUCAAGGUCUUCGCCUUGGCCAACACGCGGGCGGACGACCACGUGGCGUUCGCCAUCGCCAUCAUGCUGAAGGCCAACAAGACCAUCACCAGCCUGAACCUGGACUCCAACCGCAUCACCGGCAAGGGCAUCCUGGCCAUCUUCCGGGCCCUCCUGCAGAACAGCUCGCUGACGGAGCUCCGCUUCCACAAUCAGCGCCACAUCUGUGGCGGCAAGACCGAGAUGGAGAUGGCCAAGCUGCUCAAGGAGAACACCACGCUGCUCAAGCUGGGCUACCACUUCGAGCUGGCCGGGCCCCGCAUGACCGUCACCAACCUGCUCAGCCGCAACAUGGACCGGCAGCGGCAGAAGCGGCUGCAGGAGCGCCGGCAGGAGCGGGAGGCCCGUGGGGCCGAGGCGCUGCUGGAGGUGCCCCGAGCCGGGGCCCCCGCCCGGGGCUCCCCCAGACCCUCCCCGCAGUCGUCCCCCAGGGCCGCUCCCAGGACCUCCCCGGGGAAAGGGGGCGCCCCAGCCGCGCCCCCGCCCCCGCCGCCGCCCCUGGCCCCACCGCUCCUCAUGGAGAACCUGAAGAACUCGCUCUCGCCGGCCACCCAGCGGAAGAUGGGCGACAAGGUCCUCCCCGCCCAGGAGAAGAACUCCCGGGACCAGCUGCUGGCCGCCAUCCGCUCUAGCAACCUGAAGCAGCUCAAGAAGGCCGAUGACGUCAUCCCCUCCGAGCCUGGGUUGGGGGCGCAGCGCCACCUGGCGGACAGCGCGGCCCCGGGCCUUCUGCCGCGCAGCGUUCCGAGCCCGGAGGGUGGACAGCUGGACCUGGCGAGGCCCAACUGCUGGGAGGCCUGGGGAAAAGUGCCCCCCUCCCCCAUCCCCUCCCCGUCCCCUCGCCGGGCCUGGGGGCUGUGUGUACAAGCUGGGGCCCAGGCCCUGGAGGCACCGGGCCUGCAGGGCUAUUCGGCCCACUUCCUGUCGUAG